AUGGGAGGCAAACUGAGCAAGAAGAAGAAGGGCUACAACGUCAACGACGACAAGGCCAAAGAGCAGGACGCCAAGGCGGCCGAAGGGACGGCGCCUGACGACGACCAGGCCACCAAGGACGGCAAAGACGGCCCCGCCGCCGUCCCCGCCGAGUCUAACGACGUGGCGCCCGCCGGCGCCAAAGAGCCGGAAAAGGAGGCCGACGCCGAGCCCAAGACGGACGGCGAGGCCAAGGAGACCCCGGCGGCCGCCGCCCCCCCCAAGGAGGCCCCCGCCGUCAAAGAUGAGGCCGAUGCCAAAAAGACUGAGGCCCCCAAAGCUGAGGCGGAGCCCCCCAAACCGACGGCGGCCCCCGAGGCCCCACCUAAAGACGCCAGCGAGGCCCCAAAUAAGGAUCAAAGCAAAGAUCAAAGCGUCGUUGCUCAAGAAUGA
This is a messenger RNA of Nerophis lumbriciformis (worm pipefish), 432 nucleotides long. Lineage: Eukaryota; Metazoa; Chordata; Actinopteri; Syngnathiformes; Syngnathidae. The record is from RefSeq and is a predicted model, not a curated record.